Molecule: messenger RNA, 655 nt
Organism: Olea europaea var. sylvestris
Lineage: Eukaryota; Viridiplantae; Streptophyta; Magnoliopsida; Lamiales; Oleaceae
Product: vacuolar protein sorting-associated protein 2 homolog 2-like
Exons: 8
Coding region: 191-655 (154 amino acids)
Biological process (GO): endosome transport via multivesicular body sorting pathway; protein transport; late endosome to vacuole transport
Cellular component (GO): ESCRT III complex; multivesicular body
Source: RefSeq, a predicted model, not a curated record
UGCCCUUUCAUACGUGGGAUUUCAAACACGAUUCUCGAGGACAGUAGUAGCCGGACCCACCCACUCUCUUUCCCGUUGUAGAGUGAAGCCCGAAAAUCUCUCCCAAAAUUACGAAGAAUUCUUCAAUACCAUACAUAAACCCACUCACCGAAUCUACCAAAAAUUCACCAGUUCCCUGUUUUGCAGAAUUAUGAAUCUCAACAUUUUCAAGAAGAAAACUUCACCCAAGGAUGCACUGCGGACCAGCAAACGGGAAAUGGCUGUCGCCACAAGAGGCAUUGAACGUGAGAUUGCAUCUUUACAAAUGGAGGAGAAGAAAUUAGUAGCAGAGAUCAAGAAAACAGCUAAAACUGGAAAUGAGGCUGCCACCAAAAUUUUAGCACGUCAACUAGUUCGUCUGCGACAGCAAAUAACAAAUUUGCAAGGAAGUCGUGCCCAGAUCAGAGGCAUGACAACUCAUACACAGGCCUUAUAUGCCAACACUUCAAUUUCUACUGGAAUGAAAGGUGCAACAAUAGCAAUGUCUGCCAUGAACAAGAUUUAUAUAGUUCUGCUGCUGCAUUUAUACUGUUACCAUUACGAGUCUCCGGAUACAAAUGCCUGUAGCACGUGUGGUGUUAUAUUUUGCUCCAUAUUUCUCUUUCUACGCAUUUGA